Molecule: messenger RNA, 1191 nt
Organism: Aspergillus chevalieri
Lineage: Eukaryota; Fungi; Ascomycota; Eurotiomycetes; Eurotiales; Aspergillaceae
Gene: tif1
Product: putative eukaryotic translation initiation factor 4
Exons: 6
Coding region: 1-1191 (396 amino acids)
Molecular function (GO): ATP binding; RNA binding; RNA helicase activity
Source: RefSeq, a predicted model, not a curated record
AUGGCUGACAAGGGAUUGGAAGAUCUUCCUGAGGGACAGAUCGAAUCUAACUACGAUGAGAUCACCGACUCGUUCGACGCCAUGGAGCUGAAGCCCGAGCUCCUUCGUGGUGUCUACGCCUAUGGUUUCGAACGUCCCUCUGCUAUCCAGCAGCGUGCCAUCAUGCCCAUCAUCAAGGGUAACGAUGUCAUUGCUCAGGCUCAGUCCGGUACUGGCAAGACUGCCACCUUCUCCAUCUCCGCUCUCCAGAAGAUCGACCCCAACCUGAAGGCUUGCCAGGCUCUGAUCCUCGCUCCCACCCGUGAGCUUGCUCAGCAGAUCCAGAAGGUCGUUGUCGCCAUUGGUGACUUCAUGAGCAUCGAGUGCCACGCCUGUAUCGGUGGUACCAACGUCCGUGAGGACAUGCAGGCCCUUCGUGACGGUCCCCAGGUCGUUGUCGGUACCCCCGGCCGUGUUCACGAUAUGAUUCAGCGCCGUGUCCUGAAAACGGACCAGAUGAAGCUGUUCAUCCUUGACGAGGCCGAUGAGAUGCUUUCUCGUGGUUUCACCGAGCAGAUCUACGACGUCUUCCAGCUCCUCCCCCAGUCGACCCAGGUUACCCUGCUUUCGGCUACCAUGCCCCAGGAUGUCCUGGAGGUCACCACCAAGUUCAUGCGCGACCCCAUCCGUAUCCUGGUCAAGAAGCAGGAACUUACCCUUGAGGGUAUCAAGCAGUUCUACAUUGCCGUCGAGAAGGAGGAGUGGAAGCUCGACACCCUCUCUGACCUCUACGAGACCGUCACCAUCACCCAGGCUGUUAUCUUCUGCAACACCCGCAGAAAGGUCGACUGGCUUACCGACAAGCUCACUGCUCGUGACUUCACCGUCUCCGCCAUGCACGGUGACAUGGAACAGGGCCAGCGUGAUGUUAUCAUGAAGGAGUUCCGCUCUGGUUCUUCUCGUGUCCUCAUCGCCACUGACCUUCUGGCCCGUGGUAUCGAUGUUCAGCAGGUCUCGCUGGUCAUCAACUACGACUUGCCCGCCAACCGUGAGAACUACAUUCACCGUAUCGGUCGUGGUGGUCGUUUCGGUCGUAAGGGUGUUGCCAUCAACUUCGUCACCGCUGACGAUGUCCGUAUGAUGCGUGAGAUCGAGCAGUUCUACAGCACCCAGAUCGAAGAGAUGCCCAUGAACGUUGCUGACCUCAUCUAA